AUGCCGCUUACUCAGUUCGAGCUCGCCCGCUUGGCUGAGACACAUGCUCCUCCCUCCGGACUAGACGAUGAAGAGAUAUGGCUGUCAAGAGCCAAAAACUCGAACUCACUCAACGGGACGGAGGUGUGGUGGCGGUGGUACGCGCCAUGGCUUGAAGAACGAGGGUAUCGUCUACGACCCCGUUACCAACCUGGAUGGGCGCCUCCUGCACAGCGCGCGUAUGCCGAAAGGGAGGACUGCGUGGAGCAGACUUUGGUGCGCGUGCUUGACGCCACCCGUGUUUCCGAUGGGCUUCAGGUGUUGUUGAAGGUCAUACCCGAUACUGGCGAAGGACAAGCAGAGCGUGAGAUUCUUGAGUAUCUGUGGUCGCCGAAUCUCAGAUCGGACCCGAGAAAUCACACGGUACCUCUGCUGGACAUUUUGAAAUUGCCAUACGAUGGAGAUCUGGUGCUCGUAAUGCCUCUUCUGCGCUCGUUCGACGACCCUCGGUUUCAGACCGUUGGCGAGGCGGUCGAGUUCUUCCGACAGGUCUUCGAGGCCAUAGAAUUCUUGCACGACCAUAACAUCGCCCACGGAGACUGCACGACUGGGAACAUCAUGUACGACGCUACACCCAUGUACCCAGGAGGAUUCCAUGCCAUUGACACAGACCGCGCCCCUUCAUGGGAGCGGAAUGCGGUCCACUACACGCGCACUGAGCGCCCGGUUCGCUAUAUCAUCAUCGACUUUGGACUUUCGGUGCGCAUCACGGGAGACCAGACUGGUCUAGUCUAUCCAGCGCACGGUCGUGAUCGCACUGCUCCCGAACACCGUCCCGAUCUCAUAGCCACCCAAACGCCCCAUGACCCGUUCCCGACAGACGUUUACUACCUCGGGAACUUCAUCCUGAAGGAGUUCAUCGAGGUCGGCCGUGUUCCUUCGUUUCAUCUCCGAUCCUCGCUAAAGCAAGUGUUAGGGCUAUUCGGGUGGAUUUGA
Messenger RNA from Peniophora sp. CBMAI 1063, 975 nucleotides. Lineage: Eukaryota; Fungi; Basidiomycota; Agaricomycetes; Russulales; Peniophoraceae. The record is from the annotation of a GenBank genome assembly.